Molecule: messenger RNA, 1509 nt
Organism: Cololabis saira (Pacific saury)
Lineage: Eukaryota; Metazoa; Chordata; Actinopteri; Beloniformes; Belonidae
Gene: trappc13
Product: trafficking protein particle complex subunit 13
Exons: 13
Coding region: 69-1322 (417 amino acids)
Cellular component (GO): TRAPPIII protein complex
Source: RefSeq, a predicted model, not a curated record
CGAGCGCUUCCUGUUAGGUCAAAGUUUACCAACCAGCCCAAGAUAAGCGUCUCUUUUCUCCUGUCAAAAUGGAUGUAAAUCAGACCAAACAGGAGCAUUUGCUUGCGUUGAAAGUGAUGCGGUUAACAAAACCAACGCUCUUCACUAACUUGCCAGUGACGUGUGAAGAUCGAGAUUUACCAGGUGACUUGUUUGGUCAGCUCAUGAAGGAGGACCCCUCCACCAUCAAAGGAGCAGAGACAUUAAUGCUGGGAGAGAUGCUCACAUUACCCCAGAACUUUGGAAAUAUUUUUCUCGGUGAGACCUUCUCCAGUUAUAUAAGCGUACAUAAUGACAGCAACCAAGUCGUAAAAGACAUCCUUGUGAAGGCCGACCUACAGACGAGCUCCCAGAGGCUCAACCUAUCCGCCUCAAACUCUGCUGUCGCAGAACUCAAACCUGAAUGCUGCAUUGAUGAUGUCAUUCACCAUGAAGUCAAAGAGAUUGGGACACACAUUUUAGUUUGUGCGGUCAGUUACACCACUCACUACGGGGAGAAGCUCUAUUUUCGGAAAUUCUUUAAAUUCCAGGUUUUGAAGCCGCUGGAUGUAAAGACAAAGUUCUACAACGCAGAGAGUGACCUCAGUUCUGUGACAGACGAAGUGUUUCUGGAAGCUCAGAUCCAGAACAUCACCACCUCACCGAUGUUCAUGGAGAAAGUGUCUCUGGAACCGUCUAUGAUGUACAACGUCACAGAGCUCAACAUAGUCGCGUCUGGGGAUCAAGGAGAAUCCACAUUUGGGAAAAUGUCCUACCUACAGCCCAUGGACACACGGCAGUACUUAUACUGCCUGAAGCCAAAGCCGGAGUACGCAGAGAAGGCCGGCGUCAUCAAGGGAGUGACGGUCAUAGGCAAACUCGACAUCGUUUGGAAGACCAACCUCGGGGAGAGGGGGAGGCUGCAGACCAGUCAGCUUCAGAGAAUGGCUCCAGGGUAUGGUGACAUCAGGCUGUCUUUGGAGACGAUUCCAGAUACCGUAAACCUCGAAGAACCUUUUGAGAUCGUCUGUAAAAUAACCAACUCCAGUGAAAGAACCAUGGACCUGGUGUUGGAAAUGUGCAACACGAUUUCAAUCCACUGGUGUGGUAUCUCAGGGCGACAGCUGGGAAAACUCAGUCCCGGAGCCUCGCUGUUGCUCCCCCUCACAGUCUUCUCCUCCGUUCAGGGCCUGCAGAGCAUUUCUGGGCUGAGACUCACAGACACGUUUCUGAAAAGGACAUACGAAUACGAUGACAUUGCACAAGUGUGUGUAAUCUGUCCUUAUAUGAGCAACGAGUGCUAGACAUUGAGCCUUUUUGCAUUUUAGACAUGAAUGGACCAACUGUGGAAUUCUGCACUUGAUAUUUCACUCUUUUUGCAAGCUGAGAUUAAUGCUUUAUUUUAAAAAAGAUUAGCGAUUAUGUAAACCACUUUCCUUAAAACAUUCAUCAUGUAAAUGUAGAUAUGUGUUAAUAAAGUUACCGAAACAA